Aspergillus eucalypticola CBS 122712 is the source of this 918-nucleotide messenger RNA. Its product is annotated as kinetochore Spc25 family protein. Lineage: Eukaryota; Fungi; Ascomycota; Eurotiomycetes; Eurotiales; Aspergillaceae. The annotation marks the transcript as partial. The record is from RefSeq and is a predicted model, not a curated record. Gene Ontology annotation, biological process: chromosome segregation. The transcript has 2 exons. Gene Ontology annotation, cellular component: Ndc80 complex.
CACCCCCGCAUCGCAUAUAUCGCAAUCCCCACAGACUACAACUACAUCGGCACCAAUAAAGCGUCAAGCUAGAUACACCAUGAGCUCAUCUUUCGAUCCGUCGCUCUCGACAAGUGGCAUGCGCCCGCCUCUCGCGUCCGCCGAUGCACCAUCCAUGGCGGAUUCACUCCCCAGUAUCAACUUUGGGUUUGAGGAUCUCCGGAAUCGCAUGGCACAGUUUACUGCUCGCUUUGAUGCAUUCAUCGAGAGAGGCCGCAAGCAGGUAUUGGAGGAGAGGAACCAGUUCAAGAUUGGAUUGGCAGAGCUACAGGAGGAUGAACGCAUGAAGCAAAGGGAUAUCGAGAUCCUGGACCUCAAAUCGCAAACGCACCAACAAACACUACAGAAGGAAGCCGCUGAAGCAGCGGAAAUGCACGCCGCCAUUUCAUCCGUGACCCUGGAACGUGACUCCCGCCUCGCCAAGCGCGACCGCCUCAAGCAACAAAUCGACGAGACCCAAAAGGCGAUCAACCAGAAGCUGGAGGCGCAGAAGAUGCACGCCAGGUAUCUGGAUGCUCAAGCUCGACUGAAUGUGCCGGAGUUGGACUUUUGGCAGGACUACCUGUGUUUACGCAUUGAGGGAGCCGGACGGGAGGAUAGACUAAAGUUUGUGUACACCCAUCUGCUCGAAAAAGACUGGGAAGCGGAAGCGUGGUUUGAACUCGGCACAGGGAGCCGCGAUUACGCAGUAUUUCAUACACGACCAAAACUCGAUCGGGAGGCUCUCGAGCGGGAGCUCGAUAUUGUCAAUGAGGAUCGCGACUUUGGUGCGUUCUUGAAAAGAAUGCGAAAGUUGUUCGUCGAUACAAUGAAAUAGGGAGGAGAUGAAGGUCACUUCCGCUUUGGAAAUACCAAAUAAUGAUUAAUGUUUCAAUACCU